CCAUGCAUCGCACUAUUUCGCUCCCUCCCCUGUGAGCGAGACCCGGACUGUCUGCACUGUAUCGUCAUCCUGCACCGUGCUGAAGUCGGUUUGUACACACAGCCUGCUACACUGAGUCCCAGAGGCUUGGUGUAAAACAGGUCCAACAUGUCUGAACUUUUUAUGGAAUGUGUGGAGGAGGAGUUGGAGCCAUGGCAGAGACAAAUCCCAGAGGUUAACUUGGUAGAUGAUGAUGAUGACGAUGAACCCAUCUUUGUCGGAGUUCUGUCUAAUAACCAAAAGGAUAGCAAAGCCACCCCUCCUCCUCCUCAGAGGACCAGUACAGGAAAGCAAGAAAUCAAACUCCCUGCUUGUCAACCUGCUGCAGGCUCCUCACCAAUCAUACUGCCUCUAAGCGUAACUGGAAAACCACUGAAUACAGCAGCACCCAUCGUGUCAACAGUAACACCACAGCCUGUUAUUGUUAAUAACCAGGGGUUCAUUGUCACUUCUCCACAAUUAACAAACAGCACUGACUUCAUUGCCUCUCUUGGGUCGCAAUAUCCACCUGGCACUUCAUUCACAAUUGUACCAGCGGGUCAGCAGCAGAUUUUUCAGCAGGUCACUCCAACAACAAUAAUCCCUGGUGUAGUCCACAGGCCUCAGGUGCAGCAAAUCAGCAACAAUGUUGUGACGCUGUCUAAUGUCCAGAGUCCUGCUGUGUAUUCAACACAGACUAAACAGUUGCUGCCCAACCGGACCAACUCACAGACUCCUCAAAUUAUUUCUGUGCCUUUUCAGGCCAAUAGCAGUAUUAGAGAUCAAGGUUUACUCAAACGAACAUUGCAGCCACAGCAAGCAGACAGCACAGCAAAAAGAGCCAGGACUGAUUUGGGGCUGGUGACUGUAACCAACCCAGUGGAAAAUGGGGUCUCUAAACGUAUCUUUAAGUGCACCAACUGCCAAAGGGAAUUCCUUCAACAGGAUGCGCUGAAAAGUCAUAUGACAAGCUGUGGAUCAAACAAGGGGGAAGGCACAUUCCAGUCAUCAGUAAUGCAGGUUGGUGCGAACAAGCGCAUCAUGUUGGUCGCAGACUUCUACUAUGGCCGAUUUGAAGGAGAUGGGUUGAAGAAAGAGGGACAGAAGACCAACACUACAUUCAAAUGCCAGAGCUGUUUGAAGAUUCUCAAGAACAAUAUCAGGUUCAUGAACCAUAUGAAACACCACCUGGAGCUGGAAAAGCAGAAUAGCGAGAGCUGGGAAAGCCACACAACGUGCCAGCAUUGCUACCGGCAGUACCUGACUCCAUUCCAGCUGCAGUGUCACAUCGAGAGUGCUCACAGCCCGAUCGAAUCCACAACCAUUUGCAAAAUUUGUGAGCUAGCAUUUGAGUCUGAGCAAGUGCUCUUGGACCACAUGAAGAACAACCACAAGCCUGGAGAAAUGCCAUACGUCUGCCAGGUGUGCAAUUACAGGUCCUCUUUCUUCUCAGAUGUGGAGACACAUUUCCGUAGUGUCCAUGAAAACACAAAAGACCUGCUCUGUCCCUUCUGCCUUAAAGUUCUUAGAAGUUGUCAUGUAUACAUGCAGCACUACAUGAAACACCAGAGAAAAGGUAUCUAUCGCUGUGGAAAAUGCAGACUGAAUUUUCUUUCCUACAAAGAAAAAGUGGAACACAGGAGUCACGUUCACAAGACAUUCAAAAAACCUAAAGCACUGGAGGGUCUCCCUGCUGGAACCAAGGUGACCAUUCGAGCCUCCUUAACAGGGAAGAUGCCCACAUUGCAGAGCGUUCCAGAUCGAUCUGGUUUCAUUGUCCCUCCAGAAAUGCAGAGCCCUGAGCCUUCAGUCAGUGUGUCGAAGUCAAAGUCAAACUAUGGAGCAGGGAAAUCCAAAACUCCACAGGGCAAGAAGCAAGACCCUCUGACCUCCAAACACAACUUAGCGAUCAAGAAUCUAAGACCCAGUGGCAGCCACUACACGUGCAUCGAGUGCAUGUCACGGAUUGACAACUUCUUCUCUCAUUUCCCGAUGGUUUUAAACUGUGGUGCCUGCAAAUACCGGACAAGUUGUAAAGUUUCCAUUGGGAAUCAUAUGAUAAGGUUUCAUAGUACCAUCGUCAAAAACAGAUUUUCAAAACUGGAAAGUAGGAAAAAUACACCCGCAUUAAAAUUAACCCUCGUCUGUCUCAACUGUGACCUCCUGGUGGAUGCGUCUGGUGGUGACCUGAUGACCAAACAUUUAACUGACCGACCAAAUCACAUAUGCAGAGUUAUUCAAGAGAAAGCAGAUAUCAAAGCCAAAGAUCGAGUGCACCCCUUGGGACAGUCAGCCAAAGCCUUUUACCUCUUGACAUCAGCACCUGCUCAUGUACCAAAGGAAACAGACCUAAAAUCCAUUAAAACUAUCUCAUCUGGAAGUGCUCAUGUCAAAUCUGUUGACCAGCAGCCAACAGAGUCGAUGCAACACGUGGGCAAUCAGGACAAACAAACCACAGAAACAGGAGUCACUGAAGGUUCUUCUGAAAAGCAGUCGUCGCUGCCCAGUUUGUCUUCCUCGUGUCCUUCAGAUGCAGUUUUAGAUGUGUGUGAGCAGCCAAACGUCAGCUCAAUGAGCACAGAUGACAAAGAAGCACCCAAUGAAUCACUGAUUGAUGAGGAUGAGACAAGUGAACUAAAACCUGAAUCAGAGUGAACCUUCACAUCCACCGAGCUACAAAUAAGAGGUUUACUCUGUUAAAAACAUCUUCGUCUGCUUCAGGUUUAUCUGUUUCUCUUAUAGAUAUCAGUCUUUUGGCUUGAGUUGACAUUAGAGUAUAAUUCCUCCAAUGUAAAUUAUAUCUGUAUUUAGAAAUAAAAAUCCAUUACACUAUCUUUACUUUCUAUAUAAGAUUUAAAUUCAUUUGCAUAGUCAAUAUUCAAUAUCCAUGCACCUGAUACAUGUGUCCAUUUUGACGUAAAACAAGUUUUCGCUCUUUAUUCCUCAUACCAACUUAAUGGAGUUGCAUCAAAAGACAUAUUCAGAAAGAGUUUGUUUCUGCUUUUGGUUCGUUUUUGUUUGAACAGUUUGAUAUGCAUUUCUACCUGAGAUUAUUUCACGCAUUUAUUAUGACUUGCAAUGUUUUUCUAAACAUGUAGUUUUGGUCUGUAGGGACUUUUAGCAACAUGCUUAUCUAUUUUACAACAAUUACUCGAAUAUGCCCAUUAUUUACAUCAAAUUCACAGCUUUUUGUUUGAGUAUUGGUAUAUUAUUGACAUUUGUAUUUUGAGCAUCCCAGGGUAAUUUGUGUUUCUUUAAACCAUCGAGAAAUACAACUGUAUUUGUGUAGAAAGUUGUAGCAUUAAAUGAUCUUCCCCCGAGAAAAGGAAAAUGAAGUUUGUGAAAUCUGUGAGUGGUAGUGUUGGGGACAAAAUGGGGACUUUUUUGUGAAUGAGCAAAAAAAAAAAAAAGUCAAGUCUGCAUACAGCUACACCCAAGCAGAUUUACUGUUUUUCUCUUUUAAUUACAUUAAAGUGCCAGUUUAUAAAACAAAUAUGUAUGUGAUACUUGGUGUAGGUGCACAGCAUCAGCUGUAGACAGACGGUCACUCUGUUUCAGCUGCUGGUUGAUUAAGUUGCCUUUGAUUUGCAUUGACUGUAGAAAAGUAAAUUCCAUGAGGCUAUGGGAGUGGUUAAUGUGUGGAUUGUUUACUUUGUGUGGCUCACUGUCACAUUCUGUAUUUACAUUUUUUAAGAAAGGUUUUUACUUGUAUAUACUGUAUCUGUACAACCUUCAAAUACAUCGACAGUACGUCUAUAUCAGUGUAAAUGUAACCCCCUCAAGUCUGUUUUGGAUACAUUCCUCUAUGUCCUCAGAAAUCUAGAAGUUGCUGAGUUUGAAUCUGUUUUUUUUCUGUUGAUGUAAAUAAAUCUUUAAUACAAAGGGA
This is a messenger RNA of Sphaeramia orbicularis (orbiculate cardinalfish), 3904 nucleotides long. RefSeq names its product zinc finger protein 280D (gene znf280d). Gene Ontology annotation, biological process: regulation of DNA-templated transcription. Gene Ontology annotation, molecular function: DNA-binding transcription factor activity, RNA polymerase II-specific; RNA polymerase II cis-regulatory region sequence-specific DNA binding. The record is from RefSeq and is a predicted model, not a curated record. The transcript is spliced from 18 exons. Lineage: Eukaryota; Metazoa; Chordata; Actinopteri; Kurtiformes; Apogonidae. The coding region runs from base 148 to 2673 and encodes 841 amino acids.